GGGCCAGCAGCAAACAAAAACAAAGGACUUCUGGAGUACGUUAAGCAGAAGAUAACAAAAAUUUGUAUUUAACAUGAAACUGUUAUCUGAAGGACAACUUAGAUUUUGUGCUGUUCAACCAAUGCAUCUCAUAUCAUGGCUCAUCAUAGGUUUUAUUCUGAAAUCUAUCUCUCCUCUAAAACCUGCCCGACUUCCAAUUUAUCAAAGGAAGCCUUUUAUAGCUGCUUGGAAUGCGCCAACAGACCAGUGCUUGAUAAAAUAUAAUGUCAGAAUAAAUCUGAAGAUGUUUCAGGUGAUUGGGAGCCCAUUGGCCAAGGCCAGGGGGCAAAACGUCACUAUAUUUUAUGUCAACAGACUAGGAUACUACCCAUGGUAUACAUCACAGGGGGUUCCCAUUAAUGGGGGUCUCCCCCAAAACAUAAGUUUGCAAGUCCAUCUGGAAAAAGCUGACCAAGAUAUUAAUCAUUAUAUCCCUGCUGAGGAUUUCAGUGGACUUGCUGUCAUUGACUGGGAAUACUGGCGACCACAGUGGGCUCGGAACUGGAACACAAAAAAUGUCUACCGACAGAAGUCAAGAAAGCUUAUUUCUGACACCCAAGAGAACAUCUCAACUACUGAUAUUGAAUAUUUGGCCAAAGCAAAUUUUGAAGAAAGCGCAAAAGCUUUCAUGAAGGAAACCAUUGAAUUGGGGAUUAAGAGCCGACCCAAGGGCCUUUGGGGUUACUACUUAUAUCCUGACUGCCACAAUUACAAUGUUGAUGAUGCCGAUUAUACUGGGUCAUGCCCAGAAGAGGAAGUUUUGAGGAACAACGAGCUCUCGUGGCUCUGGAAUAGCAGUGCUGCUUUAUAUCCUUCUGUGGGGGUCAGGAAACCCCUUGGAGACAGCAAAAACAUUCUGCGCUUCUCACAAUUCCGGGUGCAUGAAUCCAUGAGGAUCUCCACCAGGACAUGCCAUGAUUAUGCACUGCCUGUAUUCGUCUAUACAAGGCUGGGCUACAGAGACCAACCUUUGUUUUUUCUUUCUAAGCAAGAUUUAAUCAGUACCAUUGGAGAAAGUGCUGCCUUGGGAGCUGCAGGCAUUGUUAUUUGGGGAGACAUGAACUUAACUUCAUCUGAGGGCAACUGUACAAAGGUGAAGCAGUUUGUGAGUUCUGACUUAGGGAGCUACAUAGUCAACGUGAGCAGAGCUGCUGAGGCAUGCAGCCUUCAUCUCUGCAGGAAUAACGGCAGAUGCGUAAGGAAGCUGUGGAAAGCUCCCGAUUACCUUCACUUGAACCCUGCAAGUUACCACAUCGUGACUUCUGAGGAUGGAGAAUUUAAAGUGAAAGGGGAAGCAUCUGAUACGGACCUGGCAGCUAUGACAGAGAAAUUUUUCUGUCAUUGUUAUCAAGGAUAUGAAGGGGUUGAUUGCAGAGAAAUGAAGAUGGCUGAUAGCAGCUCGAGGGUUUCCUCCUUUUCAGGCUCACUAAUCACACUGUGUCUGUUGGUUUUAGGGGCUGUCAGAGAAUUCAGUUGUGAGAUAAUUGAGUUUAAAGGGAAUUGUGUGGCCUGCAGAGUAGUAACUUAG
This is a messenger RNA of Condylura cristata (star-nosed mole), 1567 nucleotides long. It is a transcript of the gene HYAL4, whose product is annotated as hyaluronidase-4. Lineage: Eukaryota; Metazoa; Chordata; Mammalia; Eulipotyphla; Talpidae. Gene Ontology annotation, molecular function: hyalurononglucosaminidase activity. The record is from RefSeq and is a predicted model, not a curated record. The transcript has 4 exons. Bases 74 to 1567 code for a protein of 497 amino acids. Gene Ontology annotation, biological process: carbohydrate metabolic process; hyaluronan catabolic process.